Molecule: messenger RNA, 1770 nt
Organism: Parus major (Great Tit)
Lineage: Eukaryota; Metazoa; Chordata; Aves; Passeriformes; Paridae
Gene: XKR8
Product: XK related 8
Exons: 2
Coding region: 607-1464 (285 amino acids)
Biological process (GO): apoptotic process involved in development; engulfment of apoptotic cell; phosphatidylserine exposure on apoptotic cell surface
Cellular component (GO): plasma membrane
Source: RefSeq, a predicted model, not a curated record
CGCGCGUCCCCGCUCCGCCCCGGCCUCCCCCGGGUGCCCGACCCUCCGCAGCCGCAUCUCGGCUCCUCCCGGCGAUGGGGCGAGCGGUGCCGCGGCUGUGGGGAGGGCCAGGAGGCUCCGGCGCAGGGCGGUUCGGCCCAGCCCCGAGCUGGAGCCGGAUAAAGUGUGCCGGAGGCAGCCACCUGUGUCCCUGCAAGUGAAGUUUCCCUCCGGCUCUGCUCUGUCUCCCGGUGCUGUUGCAUUCUGGACAGGCGGAACAGCGCCCCGAAACCUUGAGGGGAGAAGGGGGAAGGGAAUAAUCCAGGCAGGUCCGCUGAGGUCGAUGCUCAGUUUUUCACAAUGGCGCUUCACCCGUAGCCGGGCAUCGUGUGGUUACUGUGAUGCGUGGUUUGGGCAGGGGCAAGGAGGGGUUUGGGCGUAAAGCAUAAAGUCUGUUGUCCUGUCAGGAGUUUGUUGAGCUGUCAACAGCGCAGGGACCAAGGUGCUGUUGGUGCCUUGCGUGGCCCCUCGCCAGCAGCUGGGUCCCCCCACAGGUGCCUCCAUGCUCUGAAGGUGGGCUGGAGGGUGUGCUGGGCGAAGGAAGAGGAGGAGGAUGAGCAGAGACACAUGGCCUUCCUCUCCCAUGACAUCAGCAUGCUGCGUCUCUUCGAGACCUUCCUGGAGAACACCCCGCAGCUCACCCUGCUCCUCUACAUUAUCCUGCGGACAAACAAGGCUGAGCUCUCCCAGGGCCUGGGGAUGGGCACCGCGUUCCUGUGUGUGUCCUGGUCUCUGCUGGACUACCACCAGUCCCUGCGCUCCUUCCUGCAGGACAAGUACGAGCUGAGCCUGGGCUCUUCUGUCGUCUACUUCCUGUGGAACCUCUUUCUCAUCUGCCCCCGCAUCCUGGCGGUCGCCCUCUUCGCCCUGCUCUGGCCCUACGGUGUGGCUGUCCACUUCCCACUUGUGUGGCUGGCCAUGUUCCUCUGGGUCAGCCUGCAGGGCACAGACUUCAUGGAAUCACCCGGCCCCGAGCAGCUUUACCGGGCCGUGGUGGCUGUGAUCCUCUACUUCAGCUGGUUCAAUGUGGCACAGGGGAGGACGCUGCACCGCAGCAUCAUCUACCACACCUUCAUCCUGGUGGACAGCUCGCUGCUGGCCCUGGCCUGGCUCUGGGGCCGGGCUCCCUCCGAGGAGCACUCAUACCUCCUCCCAGUGGUCUCUGCUGCCCUGCCCUGCUACCUGCUGGGGCUGGGGCUGAGGGUCACCUACUACAAGUGGCUGCACCCCAACGUGCAGGUGCAGCAGGAGGGCAGAUAUGACGAGGUGGAUGCCAGUGGAGGGAGUGAUGGGGUGAAGUUUCGCUCGUUUUUGGAACCAGACCUUGUGAACAGGAGGAUGCAGUGGCUGGCCCAGACCCAUUUCUCCUUGUCCCAGCCAGCACAGCAGCACUUCCUGAAUGGGACUGCGGAGUCUGCUAUCUGAGGGCAGGUCCUCUAAAGGGACAUGAGGGGGAAGUAGACUUGUUAGUUGUGCCCCUGGUUGUGCCCCUCAGGCUGCUGUUUUGGACAGCUGGAGGCGUCUGGCAGAAACCAGGGGUGAUGUGGAAACACCUGAUGAGUCCCAGGGCACACAGCAUGGGCUCCCAUGGCUGGACCCUCAAGGAAAACCAGUGUUUGUGAUGAGUCCAGCACAAUGUAGCAUAUACCUGCUCUGCUGUGUUAGGUUUUCUUGUUAUUUAUUACUAGGGUUUUUUUUAAAAAAUAAAAUAAAGAGCACUGGUUUAUUUUC